AUGGAACAAGUUGAACUUCCUUUAAUAUUUUGCCAACAACAUAAUGAUUAUAUGAUUGAAGGUGUUUGCUAUGAUUAUUUGAGUUAAUAAUGUAGAUUUAUGUGUAAGAGAUGUUCUAGAUAGAAUAAUAAUUCUAAUGUCUAAUAAAAGGAUUAAGAGUUUUAAAAACGAUAAUAAUAAUUUUAACAAAUAUUAAGGUAGGAAAAAGGAUAAUUGAAUCAUUAUUUAGAUUAAAAAAUUUAAUUAUUAUUGGGAGAAUUUUAAGCUGUGAUUUAAAGUCAUUUGGAGAAUAUCAAAAAAUCAUUUAGGGAUUCAUUAUAAUAGAUAGAUAAUUAUGUUUCUUAAUUAUCAAAUUUAAGUGUAGAAGAGACUAAGACAACUAUCUAAAGGUAAUAAGAAGAAAUAAAUAAAUUAAGAGAUGAAUCUAUUAAAAAGAAGUCAAAAUAAUUAAAUGAAUUAAAAAAUAAGAUUAUUGAAAUAGCUCUUAAUAUGGAGAAUAAAAUAUUUGAAGAACAUCUUUUGGGUUAAUCAUUAUAUUAAAUUCCAGAUCUUUAAACUAUUUUUAAGAAUUUUGAUACCAAUAAUUUAUUAUUGUCAUUUGAAUAAAAUUAUCAUCUAAAAUAUUAAUAUAUUACUGAAAAGGAUAUUGAACCAAUGAUGGAAUCAUAGAAAAAAGUAUUAAAAACAAUAUAGGAUAAAAAUAAAGAAAUUGAGAAAGAUUUAAAAGAUCAAUAUUAAAAAAUAGAAAGUGAAUUAUAUAAUCUAUAGAACAAUAUGCUUGCUAGGUUUAAAAAAUAUCAAAAAUGGGUAAUUGAGAAUAAUGAUCAAAUUGAAAAAAAUAUUUAAAAGGCUUAAAUCAACAAAACUGAAAUAUAAAUGAUGACUUAAAAUGAUUUUGUAAAUUUAGGAUUAGUUGAUUUAGCAAAUAAGAAAUUGAACAAUUGUUUAGAGGAAUUCAGAGAAACUUUAAGCGAGAUUUGUCAUCUUGGAUUUUAUGAUAUUAAAGUAAGCUUGAAUUAAAUUGAAACUAAUUUUAUGCUCAACCUUCUUCCAAUUAGAUUUUAGUAAGGUAUAAAACCUAUGGAAAGUAAUAUCCUUAGAUAAUACCCUGAUGCAACUCAUCUUUAAGCAAAAUUAAAUGAAAAGGGAAACGUAUUACAUUAUCAUAUAUUUAGAUAAAUGGAUAAGCUGUAAUUAAACAACCUGAUGCAAUAACUCAUAUUUAAGUAUCAAGCGAAGAAAAACAAGUAGGUAAUUCGUAUAAGAGUUACAAAAAUUAAUCUCUUUUUGAUUUUAAUUUAUUAAAUUUUUUUCCAGAUAGUUAGAAUAGGUUUGAUUAUUAACUUACAAGAAAAGAGUCAGGAGAGGAAAAAUAUGUUGAUGAUAAAACGUAAUGGUCCCUUGAAAAGGUAAAUAAUGGAAAGUAUAAAUUUAACGUUUAUGCUAAUUAAAAUAAUGAGAUUAAAUUUGAAAAUGUUGAAAUAAGAAAUAAUAAAUUUGAAUAAAACUCUAUAAUAAUAGUGAAGUAUUCUGAAUCAAAAAAUUUAUAUGAAGGUUAGAUAAAUAAUAGUUUUUAAUACUCUGGUAAAGGAAAGUUAAUCGAAAAUGGAAUUAUUAAAGAAGGGAAUUGGAAGAAUGGACAACUUGAUGGAAUAGGAAUAAUUUUGCAAAAUGGUAUUGAAAUAUAUAAUGGAAACUUUGAAAAUGGAUUGAAAUAAGGAAAUGGAAGAGAAUUUCUGAUUUCAGAUCUUUAGUAUUCUAUUUCUAUAUUUUAGUUAUGAUGGUCAAUUUGAAAAAGAUGAAAAACAUGGAGAAGGUAAAAUUGUGAAAAAGAUGGGAGAUCAAUUUAUAACAGUUGAAGAAAAAAUUAAAUGGAAAAAUGGUUAAUCCCCAAAUGAUGUUUGCAAAAUAUUUUGA
Messenger RNA from Paramecium octaurelia, 1917 nucleotides. Lineage: Eukaryota; Ciliophora; Oligohymenophorea; Peniculida; Parameciidae. The record is from the annotation of a GenBank genome assembly.